Messenger RNA from Rhineura floridana, 5271 nucleotides. RefSeq names its product glutamine--fructose-6-phosphate transaminase 1 (gene GFPT1). Gene Ontology annotation, molecular function: carbohydrate derivative binding; L-glutamine:D-fructose-6-phosphate transaminase (isomerizing) activity. Gene Ontology annotation, biological process: carbohydrate derivative biosynthetic process; fructose 6-phosphate metabolic process; protein N-linked glycosylation. The coding region runs from base 287 to 2386 and encodes 699 amino acids. The record is from RefSeq and is a predicted model, not a curated record. Lineage: Eukaryota; Metazoa; Chordata; Lepidosauria; Squamata; Rhineuridae. The transcript is spliced from 20 exons.
CUCCGGCUGCCACGUCGGAAGUGCCACGGCAGCCCGCAGGGCGGCGAGGGGGCGGAGCCGGCCUGGCUAGGCCGAACCAGGCCAGGCCAGGCCGGGCGGAGCCCAAUGGCGGGCCAGGUAGGGAGCCUGCGCCCCUCGCCCCCGCCACGCCCCCGCCGUGCCUCUGCCGGGAGGAGACGCCGCCGACGCCGCCCGAGCCACACCGUCUCCUGAGCGCCCGCACGCCCGACGCCGUCUCCGCCGCCUCCGCGCUCGGCUGUCCCGCUCGGCCCCCGCAGGCGCCACCAUGUGCGGUAUCUUUGCUUACCUGAACUACCAUGUUCCCCGGACAAGGCGAGAGAUCUUGGAGACCCUCAUUAAAGGGCUUCAGAGACUUGAGUACAGAGGAUAUGACUCAGCUGGAGUUGGAAUUGAUGGAGGCAAUGAUAAAGACUGGGAGGCCAAUGCCGGCAAGAUUGCACUCAUCAAAAAGAAGGGGAAAGUGAAGGCUUUGGAUGAAGAAGUGAACAAACAACAGGAUAUGGACCUAGACAUUGAGUUUGAUGUGCAUCUUGGAAUUGCCCAUACCAGAUGGGCCACCCAUGGGGAGCCCAAUCCUGUCAACAGCCAUCCACAGCGAUCAGAUAAAAACAACGAAUUUAUUGUUAUCCACAAUGGCAUUAUUACAAACUACAAAGAUCUGAAAAAAUUUUUGGAGAGCAAAGGGUAUGAAUUUGAGUCCGAGACCGAUACAGAAACAAUCGCUAAGCUUGUCAAGUACAUGUAUGACAACCGUGAAAGUGAUGAUAUCAGCUUCACCACGUUGGUGGAAAGGGUCAUCCAACAGCUGGAAGGCGCAUUUGCCCUUGUAUUCAAAAGUGUUCACUAUCCAGGUCAAGCAGUUGGUACGAGAAGGGGGAGUCCCCUGCUCAUCGGAGUGCGAAGUGAGCACAAGCUUUCUACUGACCACAUUCCAAUACUGUACAGAACAGCCACACAACCUAUGGAUCAUUCUUUUGAUGGAAUAUCCAUAAAACUGGAGGAAGGCAAAGACAAGAAGGGAAGUUGCAGCCUCUCCCGUGUGGACAGCACUACUUGCCUCUUUCCUGUUGAAGAGAAAGCUGUGGAGUAUUACUUUGCAUCUGAUGCAAGUGCGGUUAUUGAGCACACCAACAGAGUGAUUUUUCUGGAAGAUGAUGAUGUGGCAGCUGUUGUGGACGGCCGUCUCUCCAUCCAUCGAAUCAAGCGCACAGCUGCUGAUCAUCCGAGCCGUGCUGUCCAGACCCUGCAAAUGGAACUUCAGCAAAUCAUGAAGGGUAACUUCAGUUCAUUCAUGCAAAAGGAAAUUUUCGAGCAACCGGAAUCUGUUGUUAACACCAUGAGAGGAAGAGUCAACUUUGAUGACUACACUGUAAAUCUUGGGGGCUUGAAAGACCACAUUAAGGAGAUCCAAAGGUGCCGGCGGCUCAUCCUUAUCGCUUGCGGGACAAGUUAUCAUGCUGGCGUUGCAACGCGUCAAGUUCUUGAAGAAUUGACUGAAUUGCCCGUCAUGGUUGAAUUAGCCAGUGAUUUCUUAGACAGAAACACUCCAGUCUUCAGAGAUGACGUGUGCUUUUUCAUCAGCCAGUCAGGUGAGACGGCAGACACGCUGAUGGCUCUUCGGUACUGUAAGGAGAGAGGAGCCCUUACUGUAGGAAUCACAAAUACCGUUGGUAGCUCCAUAUCUCGGGAGACAGACUGUGGGGUGCAUAUUAAUGCCGGACCGGAGAUUGGGGUUGCCAGCACAAAGGCUUAUACAAGCCAGCUUGUGUCACUAGUGAUGUUUGCACUUAUGAUGUGCGAUGACAGAAUUUCUAUGCAAGAAAGGCGGAAAGAAAUAAUGCGAGGCCUCAAGCUUUUGCCAGACUUGAUUAAAGAGGUGCUGAGCACGGACGAUGAAAUUCAGAAACUGGCUACAGAGCUUUACCACCAGAAGUCUGUCCUCAUUAUGGGUCGUGGCUAUCACUAUGCAACAUGCCUGGAAGGCGCUCUGAAAAUCAAAGAGAUCACAUAUAUGCACUCGGAAGGCAUUCUGGCUGGUGAGCUGAAGCAUGGGCCCCUUGCCUUGGUUGAUAAACUGAUGCCGGUCAUCAUGAUCAUCAUGAGAGACAACACGUACACCAAGUGCCAGAAUGCUCUGCAGCAAGUGAUGGCGCGGCAGGGGCGGCCGGUUGUGAUUUGCGAUAAGGAAGACAUUGAGACCAUUAAAAACAACAAGCGGACCAUCAAAGUCCCCCACUCCGUGGACUGUCUGCAGGGCAUCCUGAGCGUCAUUCCGUUGCAGCUUCUGGCUUUCCACCUGGCAGUACUCAGGGGCUAUGAUGUUGACUUUCCAAGAAACCUGGCCAAAUCUGUUACAGUUGAGUAGGGUACUCUGUCACUAAUGCUUUGGCAGAUGUCAGCAAGAGACACUCUCUUCUGUACUGUACUCGGAGACAAUGAUUUUAAAAACCUUUCCUUGUUCAAAUCUUAUUCCUAUGUUCAAGAACCUUUAUAAUUCUGUUGCAUUUGUGACUGUUAAAUGUUGGAUCCACAGGCUAUGCCAACUUCAUUGUUAAUGAUCAUUUCAAAGUAUAGUUUUUCUCUUUAAAAAGUAAUCUCCUCAUUUGUUAUCUACCUUGAUUGUUUCCAUAGUGCUAAAUUGUGUCAUUAUCAGGAUAUUCAGGCUUGUAAGAUAUUUCAAGAACAUAAAUGGGAAAUGAGAAUGUAGUUAUGGGAGUCAUAAGAGCAGAGAGCGAGGCCCUUAAGCUACGCUCUGCCACAACCUUUUUCCAUUCCACAGGGAUUUUCGGUCAUCGGCAUACAAGAUCUACGCAGAACUUACCAUUUUGAAGGGGCCUGUAGCAUAAAGGACUUCUGCACCCCGUCUCACGAUAAAGAUGGGCGCAGUUUGCCAAAAUAAGUACCGCAGAAGUGGUCCCUUGGGCACUCAGUUGCCUGCUCAGUUUUGUGUUGAUCCAUCCUUCCUUGUGUGCACAAGCCCCACUUUUUGAGGUCGAUACCACUCCUGUAUCCCUGUCAAAACAUUCUAAAAAUGCAGUGCCUAACGUGGAAAGAGCCCUGUUUGGCUGGCCCUGCAGAGUCCCGAGUGAGGUGAUGGCCCGGUCUUGCAUUCGUCAUUAGUGUGCUAAAGCCAUCAUAAGGCGCAUCACUUAAAUUUGCCAUGUUGAUAUGGAGUAGGCUUCAGUUUCCAAGGCGCCUGUUUUCACAACAUAGUAAUGACAUACCUCACCAUAAAAGGGCUGCAGUCAGAAGAGACAUCUGCAGCGCAUAUUAGAUGGUUGGGUGACCUUUUGAGCCCUGAAGUGGAUUAUGGGUGAGAGAGGAUACAAUUCAGUUCUGUACCAACCAGUUGCCACCAUGAUCUCUGUAGAAUCAGAGCAGUGGUGUUAACUUUAUUUGGAACACAGCUCUUCAGUUAAUGUUCUUACCUCCCCAAAUCUGUCAAUGUGAAUGUGUUCCAAGUAAACUGAUAGAGGUCAGGGUGCCAUUUAGUGCUGAGCUGAAAAGGGGGUGGCGGAGAAGGGUAGUGUAUAUAGUGUACCCUAUAUGUGAAAGUGUUUGCCUGCUGCAGAAAGCAACCAUUACCUUUUGGCAUUUUGGGCAGGGUGUAAGAACAGGGGCAAAAGCGUUUGUGCAAAUGCAUCCUCUGUCGCUGACUGUUUGGGCUGAUCAAACAUAUUUGCAGCACUGAGCUGGCAGUGAAGAUGCCAGAGAGGGCUGCAGGAAGAUGGGGAAUAUUAUUCCAUUUGAGUUGACCACACAAAGACAUGUUCCCCCUCUCUUCUCUAGCUCUGUAUAGGAAAAUAUUUUAGAAAUGAAACAGCCAUUCGUUUUGUCUAGUGUUUUGUUGACAUUUGUGAGAAAAGCCGUGUGAGUCAUAUGAAAGAACAUGCAAUAUAAAAUGAAGACCAAAGAUGAGCUGUCGUGAAGAGCUCCUAGGCCCGACCAAUAUAACAGGGGUGAAAACCAUUGAUGGUGCAACUAUGAAUGGCAAAAUUCCAGAUGGUCCAAAUGAGUAGCCCAGUUCCCUUGUCCUUCACUGAUGGGACAGAGAAGGCAUCAGAGGGCUGUGCGUAGUAUCCAUUGGCGAGGUAGUGGUUUCACUCCUCUAUUUUAACAGUGGAAGAAUCGUGGGUUGCACAGAAGCGAAGGAAAGUGGUGAAGAAGCCAGUUUACAGAGCUAAGUUGAACAACAUUUUGUUCUUGGCAUCCUUUUGUAUCGGAGAAAUAAAUGUCCCGAUAGGGAGGCUUUAGGGACACACUGAUGGGGGCCCUUCCUGAGUUUGUGCAGCAGUGGAGCUAGAAAAGUCUGGCACAUUGCCCCUCCUGCCCUGUCCAUUUAUGGGGACCUGUCUGAUUUAAGGACAGUGGGAUAAGCUCACGACACAUAUCUCUGGUUGGUCGAAAAGCCUUGAAUGUUGAUGCGCUCGCCAUAAAAUGUUACCUGCUAUUCAAAUCAAGGUUUAAAGGAGCCCGUAACUGCAGUUGAACUCUGGAUAGUUGUGAAGUCUUGCAUUGCUAAAAAAAAACAAAAAACCUUGCAAAUGUCUGUGUUAUGUAAUGUCAAGGUGCAGGUUUUCCUUCCAUCUCAAUGGUUGUUGGAUAUGUGUCUGAAGUGCCAGUAAUACUAUCUAAAGGGGAAAGGCCGCUUUUUGUAAAUAUGCAGGGCUAUUGGAGAAGGCUUCGCUCCACUUUUGAUGUGUGCUACUUUACAUAUAUGUAUGCAGGGCAGAACUGAUUGGAAUAUGUGUAGGUUAGCAUGUUGCCUUAUACUGUAGGUGGCUUGAAGUGAUGCUAGCUGAUGUGGGAAGGUCUGUGCUAUCUUCCUGCACCACUCUCUGUGUGGGGUGCUCCCCUUGUGUUGAACACCACAGUUCCAGAAGUCUGCAAGCCUGUUAACAACAGAGUGAACUCAUGUAACUCAACAAUCCACCAGUCUGGUCUUCAGUAAUUGUGGCCAGCAUUGUUAACUCCAAGUUGCCUUGUUUCUUGGCUCUCCUGAAGAAGACGGACAUGGUUGACUGCUGUGUGUGUGUCUAAAACUGGAACAUUUUAGCAAAAUGUUAGCUGUUUCUCUGCUUGUUGUCCUUUUGAAUGUACAUAUACAGUUUAUCAUGGUUUUUGGGGACCACUCUGUGCUGAUUUUGUGCUGUGGGCUCUACAGAGUGUAGACUUUUAACAUUUAGGUUAAUUCUUAGCUUAUUCUUUUGUAUUUUGCUCUUUGAAUAAAAAAAAAAGUGCCCAACUUUA